Molecule: messenger RNA, 2070 nt
Organism: Cyclopterus lumpus (lumpfish)
Lineage: Eukaryota; Metazoa; Chordata; Actinopteri; Perciformes; Cyclopteridae
Gene: lcp2a
Product: lymphocyte cytosolic protein 2a
Exons: 21
Coding region: 317-1798 (493 amino acids)
Biological process (GO): cell surface receptor protein tyrosine kinase signaling pathway; intracellular signal transduction
Molecular function (GO): protein binding
Source: RefSeq, a predicted model, not a curated record
UCCUCUGAGAUGGAGGGAGGAACGAGAGACACAGAAGAAGAGAGAGAGGAAGAGAGAAGGAAGCCAUUUUGGUUCCUCAGCGACUCGUCGGCUGCUUUUUGCUUUCUUCUCCUCACGAAACAACGAGAACGUUGAGGAAGUCAAACUGUGAGGAGACGGACGUCAUUUUACUCUCUGGGACUUCUUUAAUAUUUAGAUCCUCAGGGCGGAGCGUUGAGGAGCGAGAACGUGAAGAAGAACAAGAACAGCUGAAGAAGAAGAAGAGGAAGAAGAAGAAGAGCAGGUGGAUGGUGGUCUCUGGUUUCAGUCUUUCAGGAUGAGCUCUGACCGAGUGCCGUCCAGGGCGGAGGUGACGGGGUGGAGCCCACAGCAGCUGGCCGACUACCUGAAGAGGAUGAAUCUCUCUGGUUGUGAUAAAGUGGUUCUGAAGAACUCAAUCAGUGGAUCCAGAUUCGUGAAUCUGAGUGACAACGACCUUCAGAAGUUCCCCAAACUUCACGCUCCGAUGAUCUCAAAGUUCAGCACUGAAAUCAGCAGGAAGGAGGAGAGAAGAGGGCUGUUUGGUAAAAAAUCAACUCCCAAAUAUCAUGAACCAGACGUUCAGGGUUGGGGUGAAGACGAGUUUGAUGAGUUUGACGAUGACUACGAGAGUCCGUUCAGCGGUGAUGAAGACGAGGGCAGCGGCGGAGACUACGAGUCCCCCAAUGAAGACCUGGACGGGGCCAACGACUACGAGCCCCCCCCCACCGAGCCCCCCGAGGACCUGGUCCACAAGCUGUGCCCCACGCUGCCCAUUGCAGACAGCGACUACAUAGAUAGCCAUGUGGCAUCCAGGGGCCCGCCCCCUGCUGUGUGUCCCCGACCCCCGGCCUCCACCCUGUCUGCACCGUCCCUCCAGAUGCCAGCAGAGACCAGAAGAGACCGCUCCCCAAACCUUCCUCCGGGACCGCCGCAGAUCUUUCGUUGCCACAAACCGGGUCGAGAUUCAGGACCGAACCUGUCCCCCGUCAGAGGACCUCAUCGCAACACAGUGGACAAGCCGGGCCCACAUCCUCGGGGGCCUCAGCUAGACUCCCCCAACCCCCCUACCUGGUCCAAACCACCUGUCCUCCCUCUGGCCUCCACCUCCGUCAGUAGGAGCAACUCCUCCGCCCGGCCUCCUCCCAACAGGUUUGAUGUGAGGAGAGAGCAGAACGAAGCUCCUAAACACAACACCUUCCCCCUUCCCGGUAAAAGUCUACCCCCCCGCCCCGGGCUGCCGGGGCUCCCUUCACACCAAGGAAACAGUUUGCCUGCCAGCGUUCCUUCUGCUGGAUCUCUGCCUCACAAGCUGCAGUCUGCGAUGGCCGGACAGCGAAGCAGCUUCGUAGCAUCAGACAGAAAGUCUAUCCGUCCUCCUUCACCUGCGUCCUUAAACACACAGGAGCUGGACCCUCGCUGGUACGUGGGCAAAGUGACCAGAGGUCAAGCAGAAGGAUGUCUGAAACGAGUCAACAAGGACGGGGCGUUCCUGGUGAGGGACAGCACCCGGCAGCAGGCCAACCAGCCCUUCACCCUGAUGGUCCUCUACCAGGACAAGGUCUACAACAUCCAGAUCCGCCAGCAUAACCACAACUUCCUGCUGGGAACAGGACUCAAAGUGCAAGAGUUCUUCCCCUCAGUGAUCGGCAUCGUCGGUCAUUACUCCCAGAAUCCUUUGCUCCUCAUCGACGCCAAAAACCGCGCCUCCGGACAGCAGAACCAAUGUAUGCUAGCCGACCCGGCCGGGUAUCAGAUGAGCAGGCAGCAAUGGUCCUGACGGGGUCAACGGGGUCACAGAACUAAACCAAAGCGAAACCAACAGGCAGAAUUGGUUAAAACGUCUGAUUUUUGCACACGUUGCUUCAUUUGCUUAUUUUUUAAAGAUAUAAUAAUUAUAUUUUGUGUCUUUAAAGGUUUUAAGUUUUUAAUGUUUGUACAAGAAGUUGGAUGAACGCUGUAUUUGUACAACUUUAAAGUAGAUUCAUGAUUCAAACUAUGCCUGUUUAUGUAUGAUGCUGAGCUGAAUAAAUCCCAGGUUCUUUAAUUGUA